GCCAAAAGGAUAUCCCCUCGUGACGCGGCAGAAUGAACGAGAAAGACGACAGCCCCUGGGUCUUCGACUCACUGAUCGGAUUCCUGCAGGGUCCGAUUUGGUCCGCGCCCCUAAUCACCUUCAUAGAGGAGAAGUCGCUCAUAUUUGAGGCGGACGUCGAGGACAACGACGACUACCGUAAGAUCUAUCAAGAGUACAAAAAUUUAGUGGACUUAUUGCUCGGUUGCUUCAUGGAAGACAUGGGCAUCACGCCUGAGCAGUUCGAGCACGCAUGUACCGUGAACAAGCAUACGAGGAUGCCGAUACAAUUCCAACAGAAUCUGUUCGAGCAAAUAUGGGCGGCAAAUGAGUACACGAUAUUCAAGCGUAUGAUGACGCAGAAGAAUUUAGAGCUACAGCUGCAGGCAUUAAAUAUGAUCGAGCAGAAGUACGGUCUGACCCCAGCGUCUUUGGUGUACGAGCCGGACGGGUCGAACGAUGAUAUUUUGGUUAUGGAGGAAAUCAUUCAGAAGCACGCGUUGGCGGACGAUCCGGAAGAGGAGCAAGACCUGUCCUCGGAAACGUCUCUGAUGAAGGAGCACGAACGAUUGGCAAUGAAAUACAAUAAUGAGAGGGCCUUGUUGGAGGAAGCACUGAAGGCCUCGCAGGACGAUAGAGGCUCGGAAAAAGGGUCCUUGUCGCCGGCGGCGGAGGAAGAAGAGGAGGAGGAGAAAGAGGAAUUGAAAAUAAUCCCUAAAGUUGUACAGAUCACUCCUCCUGACUCGAUACACUCGAACGAGUCCAAGAUAGAGGAGGAAAAUGUAUCUGAAGAGGAUAUCAGGAAGAGGCAAGCUUAUCUAAAGGCCAGAAGGGACAAACUGGUAGCACUAAAAAAGGAGGCGAGAAGCCACAGGUUAGAAAUGAACACGACGAGGCCGAGUUCCGCUAGAACAAUCGCCCAGGCGACUAUAAAGGGGGAGCAGGAAUUGAAAUUACCGGAACCUUUGGAACCGUCCAUCCUUCAAGUCCGCAAAGCCCUCGCAGCUCGCCUCCAAGCCGAAGUAGUGCGUAAGCAGGCAAACUAA
Dufourea novaeangliae is the source of this 1064-nucleotide messenger RNA. Its product is annotated as cilia- and flagella-associated protein 36. The coding region runs from base 33 to 1064 and encodes 343 amino acids. The transcript has 5 exons. NCBI's taxonomy places the organism in Eukaryota, Metazoa, Arthropoda, Insecta, Hymenoptera, Halictidae. The record is from RefSeq and is a predicted model, not a curated record. Gene Ontology annotation, cellular component: ciliary base; axoneme.